Aplysia californica (California sea hare) is the source of this 5239-nucleotide messenger RNA. Its product is annotated as protein timeless homolog. Gene Ontology annotation, biological process: DNA replication checkpoint signaling; DNA repair; replication fork arrest. Gene Ontology annotation, molecular function: DNA binding. Gene Ontology annotation, cellular component: replication fork protection complex. The record is from RefSeq and is a predicted model, not a curated record. Lineage: Eukaryota; Metazoa; Mollusca; Gastropoda; Aplysiida; Aplysiidae.
AAUUUUGCGCCAAACACAACAACAUUAUAACACAGCAGUCAGCGGUGUUCUGUGUGUGUGAAGUCAACAUUCUGAAAGAGAUAGUGUGAAAGGAACAGGCAAAGUAAGGGAGUGUCCAGUCAGCGAGAGUCCCCAUUCAACAUGGAUGUGGAGCUACAAGCCACGUGCAGCGCCCUCGGUUACCUGGAGGGAAAUCAGUAUGUCAAAGAACCAGACUGCUUGGAAACCGUCAAAGAUCUGAUUCGAUUUCUGCGACGUGACACGGACAUUUGCGACAUUCGACGACAGUUGGGGCAUGCCCAGAUUGUACAGAAUGACCUCAUCCCAUUGGUCAAGAGCUACCACGCAGACAAGGUUUUGUUCGAGACCAACAUCAAACUGUUGGUGAACUUGACUCAGCCGGUGAUCACCUGCUUCAACAACCAGAUCCCGGACGAGAAAACGCUGAGGAACUAUUGCCUGGAGGUGGAGUCACACCUGCAAGACGCAAAAGAGGCCUUUGCUGAUGAGGAACUGUUUGGUGUGCUGACAGAGAAAGUCAAGGAUAUUCUCAAACAGGACUGGACGGAUCGGCGAGAGGAAGACCGGCUGCAGCUGGAAAGACUGUUUGUCUUGAUCCGGAAUGUUCUGAUGAUUCCCCCUGACCCAGCCAGGGAGCAGAGAACUGAUGAUGAUGCCACGAUACACGACCAGAUUUUAUGGGCCCUCCACACAAGUGGCAUGGAGGACCUCAUUCUCUACAUCGCCAGCUCCGACCGCGAGCGAACCAUGCUGUGUAUGCACAUCAUGGAGAUUAUCUCGCUUAUGUUCCGAGAACAGAGCCCAGAGACCCUGGCAUCUGCUGGCGUGCAGCGCUCCACGACAGAGAAACAGAGGGAUCAAAAACAGUUGGAGCAGGCCAGAGAGAAGGAGAGAGCGCAGAAGAAAGCAAAUAUCCUGAAAUUCAGCGCAAGGCACUCAAGAUUCGGCGGCACGUACGUGAUUCAAGACAUGAAGUCGAUCAGCGACAGCAACGUCAUUUACCACAAGCCCCUGUGUGAAGUCAAGUCGUUCUCCUACGACGACGGCAAAAGCCGCAAGAAGAUCUCGAAAAACCGCGCCCCCAUCAGGACGGACAACCCAACCCGGCGGUCGACCUUGAGCAUGCGGCUCAGCCUGAAGGAGUUCUGCGUGCAGUUCUUGGUCAACGCCUACAACCCGCUCAUGCGGGCAGUCAAGGAUGGUUUGACACGCAAAACGACACAGGACAACGACGAGACGUACUACCUGUGGGCCAUGAGGUUCUUCAUGGAGUUCUGUCGACUUUGCUGCAAGAGAGUGGAUCUUGUCAGUGAGACCAUGUCUAUGCCAGCCUUCCACUACAUCUACACGCAGCUGUGUACCUACUACGAGAAUGUGCAACUGGGCAAAGGGGAGGACGCCAAAGUGUGGGGCAGGAGGUCUCAUCUGGCCCUGAAGGCGUACCAAGAACUUCUGAAAACCUUGGACUUCAUGAGCCGUUCCCGAGACAAGCAGAUUCAAGAGAGUGCAAAAGUUAUUCAAAGCAACGUGUUCUAUAUGAUAGAGUACAGAGAUAUCUUCGUCACUCUUCUCAAGCGCUUCAAGGAGUCCAAAAGCUCUCGGGCGUACUUACGAGACCUAGUGGAGUCGACCCACAUUUUCCUCAAGAUGUUGGAACAUUUCACCAAGGGAAAUAAGCGUCUGGUUGUCCAAAAAAAGUCCAAAGGAAGGAGGAAGAAAAAAACUCGUCAGAAUGUGUCAAAUGGAGAGCCCCCGGCGGAGCUGAGUGAGGAAGAUCUGACCGUCCUGUGGGACACCAGCGUCUCUGACCAACUGACCGCUGCGCUGGACGGCCGCACGGAGCUGCCGCAGGACGUCACGCCUUUCGACGCCACUCUGGACAUGGCACUGGACGACCAGAGAAUCGACACCAUGCUGAGGGUGCAGUCUUGCCUGAGGGACGGGAACGUUGCCGAGGCAACCGCGCUGUUCCGCGCCGCGCGAGAGGUGUGGCCUGAGCAGGAGGAGUUUGGGUCGGAGGCUAUGGGUCUGGAGGAGGAGUUGGCAGCUCUACGGGAGAUCUUCAUGGCUGCGCUGCCUCUCACAGAUCCCAGUGGAGGAGAAUGUGGAGGACAUUGAAGGGCAGGAUGUGGAGGAGGAGGAGAUGGAGGAAGUGAGGACGUCGGAGCAGGAGUUUGACUUCAAGCUGUUUAUCUCUGAUUUUGCCCACCAAGACGUCGUCAAAACUUACGCCACGCUGCUCUGCGAGUUUCCGGAGAAUUCCGACUCGGUGAACCACUGCCUGGUCAAGAUGAUGCACCGAGUCUCUCACGACCUGGGCUACACCGGGAUGUUAUUCCAAGCGUCCGUGUUCAAAACCUUCAGCUCGCUGCUGCAUGGGCCGUUUGCCAAGAUGCCCAGAUACAAGGAGCUGUCCAAGUUUGCCUGCUUUGUGGUGCGACAGUUCACGGCCAUCGCCCAGGUGAACAAGAAAGUGUUUGUGGACCUCAUGUUCUGGAAGACGAGGAACGAAGCUCUGGCCAUCACAGGGGAUUACGACUUUAACUCCAAAAGCAAAGGCAAGAUCCUGUGGAAGGAACAUGAGGAGCAGGAACUGCAGGCGUUGUUUGAGAAGUACAAAGAUGCCGAAGACCCCGAGCUGGACACUGUGGAGCUGAUUCUGUCGGAGCUGACCUCGACUCACACGCGCAUGCAGGUCCUACGGGAGCUCAAGAAGCAAGGGCUCAUCGCCAGCGCCAAGGACAUCAGGAAGAAAAAAUCUGGCGCCAGCAAAAAGUGGACAGAUGAGGAAGUUCAGCAACUGACCGAUGCUGUCAAUCUGCACCGAGAGGCGGACCAUCCUAUGGCAGGCAUCAUGUCCAGUGUAGAGGCUCUGGGCAAAUCCAAGCAAGCGGUCACCAGGAAAAUUCUGGAACUUGGUCUGGUCGCUGAUCGGCAGGAGCUGCGGAAGAAGAAGAAAGGAAGAGGAAGUGGACGAGGGGGCAGGAGGAGCGAGAGCGAGGAUGGCGGGCGGAGCGGCAGUGAGAGUGACGAGGGGGAGCGACUCUUCCCGGAGAGGAAGAAGAGAAGCCGAAGAAGGAGCUGGGGUAGUGAUAAUGGCUCCACUGACGAAGAAGAUGAUGAUGACGAUGAAGAUGUGCAGUUACUUGUGAGGCAGGCGGCGUCGACUGUCGGCGACUACGUUAAGAGGCUUGUGGAGAACGGAUACAAGGAUCAGAUUGCCUGGAUACAGAGAGGUCUGAGAAACACGGCAGAGGAUCGGGAAGAAGGGGUUUGUGUGCCCACCCCAAUCGUUCCUCUCACAGAGGAGAAUGAAACGGCCAUGGAAGAUGAGCUCUUUUUGAUCUUCUUAAGGUCAAUCGGGGUGACACCUCCGGCUAAUGAGCAGGAAAAGUUUUGGCGAAUCUCAGCUGCGCUUUCUGCAGCUGACCUGCUCAGCAUUGCGGACGGUUUGACGGUCGGUGAGUCAGGGGAAGCAACUGAUGCGGACGGGGUUCAGAGUGUCGUGUCCCGCGUGUUCCCAGAUUUGUUUGCCGCUCCCAGCCGACCGUCUACAUCCUCUUCCUCAAAGUCUGAAAGGAAGAAAACAUCGAAGAAAAGCAAAAGGGCCAAAGAUGGUCGAGAAAAGUCGAAAAAAGAAAAGAAGAAAACGAAUGUCGAUAAAAAGAGGCAGAAAAAGCAGAAUGACGAAACAGACGAAAGUGAUGGGCACGUGUCUGAUGAGAAUGCCGAUGUUGGAAACGACGACAGAGCUUCCUGUCCGUCUGCUAGUGGCAGUGACGGCAGCUCAGACGACAACUCUAGCAGCUCCGACAACGACGAUAACACUCCGGUGAAGAAAGAAAAGUUCCGUCCGAAAUUACCGACAGCGUCGAAAGACAGCGAUACGAGCGACUCUGGUUUGGACCUGGAUUUAGAGGCGAGAGAACAGGAGAGACUUUGGCAGGAAAGGAAGAAUGCGAAGAAGGGUGGGGAAAAGAAGAAGAGUGGUGAAAACAGUGAAGGAAGGAAGAAGAGUGGAGAAUCCAGACGAGCGGCGCUGCAGAAAAUGAUAGAGAAAAAGAACAAGAAAAGGGAGAGAUCAGACAGGGGGAAGAACAGAGCAUCCAAAGAAACAUUGCCUAAUUCUGGCACAACCGAAGUGUCGGCAGAGGAUGGUCAGGGUGCCGGGGUAGCUGACGGAGAUGUCGCGUCAGUGGCACGUCUGACAGGUGACAGAGACGACGACUCGUCAGUCGCACGUUCGGGACAGGAAGAGCGUGAAACCUCCUCAAAGUCUCCGGGAAAUGACAAGUCGAACAAGAGGAAACGGGGCAGGAGGAUUGCUAUGCUGGGCUCGGAUUCAGACAGUGACGUGGAAACCAAGUCCAGAACUGGGUCAGCAGCUCUGGGUGUCCAGGAGGAAGAGGAGGAGGGGGCAGAGGUCAAGGUCAGCUCCCGGAGUGUGUCACCACCAGCCAACGGCGGCACGGCUGGCAAGGUUAACAAGAAGAGGGCUUUGGAGUCGGACAGUGACAGUGAUGACAUAGGAGGAACCACCAACAGCACCACUGAGGGGAAGCGAGGGACGGAGACUCCUAAGAGAGUCCGAGUCAUGCAGUCCGAUGAUGAUGAUAAUGGUGAUGAUGGUGGGAAUGAUAAUGGUGAUGAUGAAGAGAGAGGAAAUGUGUCUAGGACUGAGAUGGACAUCAGCAGCGUCGUCCCCAGUGAUGAGAACAGUGACAAGGAGAAUAACAACGAGUCUAUCCUGGAUCAAAGUGGAGCAAGUCAGUCACAGAGCCAACAGGACGACAGCCUGAGGCUACACUUUGACACUAGCAGUGAUGAGGAGGGGGAGGACAAGGACGGAGAGGACAAGGAAGAGAAGAAAGAGGACGCUGACGCCAGCAAGGGAGAGAAUGCUGGUGCCGACCAGGAAGAGGAACCAGAGCCAGUCGACGAUGAAUCCACACCGGCAAAACAAGCUGGAGAAUCAUUCCCGGCCACCCUGUUCACCCAAGGACUCGACUCUGACGACGAAGAUAACGACCACAUUCCCCUUCGGGCGGUGAUGAGCAAGAAGAAAAAACCCAUGGUCAUCGAUGAUGAGGAUGACGACGACAAUGAUGAUGUUUGAGGGAUGACUGGCCUCACUGACCAUUGUUGACAAUUGAUGCUUUUAAGCACAAGGCUGCUAUCGCAAAAAAUGCUGUUUUGAGAAAAUCGAAGACAAAGUUUU